AUGCAUUUAAUAAUUUUGUUGAUAGGUCCGUGGAGUGAUCGGUACAGUCGAAAGUAUCCCAUACUGAUAGCGAGUGCGGGUGUAUUCUUGGACAGUUUCUUGCAGACGGUGAUAACAUCGGUACCGAAUGCCCCUCCCUCCUGGUACCUGGCAAGUGCAUCCCUCUCCGGAUGUUGCGGAGGAUUCAUCAUCAUCAUCUCAUCCACUUACAGCUACCUCUCAGAUGUCACAGACGAAAGAUCCCGUCAAACCCGUUACGCAGUCCUGGAAUUCUUUACGAUCAUGGCCACCCCGACUGGUUCUUUCGUGGGUGGUCAAGUGUUCCGGGCGGGUGGUUACCUUCCCGUCAUGUGCAUCGGUCCCUUCAGUUUUGCACUGGCCUUCCUCUGGAUGAAGUUCUAUGUUCUGGAGACUAAAGUGAGGGACAUGAGUAAAGGGAUGAUGUUCAGGGAUCUCUUCAGAUUGGACAAUGUGAAGGAGAGUUUCAAGACGUGUGCCAAACCGAGGACAGGAAACCUCAGGCUGCAAAUCUUCUCCCUUCUCUUCAUCAGUUUCUCUAUACGUCUCAUACAUCUAGGUAUACCUUCUACCCUUCUUUCCCCCCUAUAUACGGCCACAUUAUUGGACUAUGUAGAAUCAG
This is a messenger RNA of Parasteatoda tepidariorum (common house spider), 640 nucleotides long. Its product is annotated as proton-coupled folate transporter. The record is from RefSeq and is a predicted model, not a curated record. Gene Ontology annotation, cellular component: membrane. Gene Ontology annotation, biological process: transmembrane transport. NCBI's taxonomy places the organism in Eukaryota, Metazoa, Arthropoda, Arachnida, Araneae, Theridiidae. Gene Ontology annotation, molecular function: transmembrane transporter activity.